CAGAAUUGUGCCGAGGGGGAAAUUUCUCAACUGACAAAAAAAUGGCGCUAAUUCUCCAUUUAUCUUCAUCUUUUGCGAUCCUUAAACCCCAAUUCCAUCUCAAGCCCGUUAAAAUCGCCAUUCGAUGCCAACGAGAAUCCUCGACGGAAGAAACUACUUCGGAUUCGAGCGGAGGUUCGAGAAAGCCCGGUGAUUCGUUGGGAUUCGGCUCGAGUGCAGCUGAUUCGGCCAAGAAGAAGAAGACGACGACGAAGGGGAAGAGAGAUAGGGCUUCGAUUGUCCGGCGGACGCCGUUGGAGAAGCCGAGCUUGGUCACGCCGCAGGAGGCGGCUCGCGCCGAGGAGGUGCGGAAGAAUGAGAGUGCGUUUGUACUGGCUUGGUUGGGCCUCGGCGCGAUUAUUCUUCUGGAAGGAAUUGCUCUUGCUGCAUCAGGCUUUCUUCCGGAGGCGUGGGACAGCUUCUUCGUCAAGUACCUGUAUCCAUCUUUCACUCCAACUGUCCUCCUGUUCAUCGCUGGAACAGUCGCCUACGGAGUUUUGAGGUACCUGCAGAAUGAGAUUUCAAACAAGGAAAAUUGAUCCGGAAUCAUCUCUCCGAGCAGAAGAACAUUUGGAACGAGCUUUGCUUUGCUUUGCUAGUUCGAUAACCAUUUUGUGUAGAACAUGCAUAUUGUAUUGCGCUCCUUUGGGGGCUACAAUGGAAGUUCGUAAUCUAUUAUGCCACAUAAUGGUAAGCGCAAUCGUGCUCAACUUUUUAA
Andrographis paniculata is the source of this 757-nucleotide messenger RNA. Its product is annotated as protein LPA2. Bases 42 to 578 code for a protein of 178 amino acids. NCBI's taxonomy places the organism in Eukaryota, Viridiplantae, Streptophyta, Magnoliopsida, Lamiales, Acanthaceae. The record is from RefSeq and is a predicted model, not a curated record. The transcript has 2 exons. Gene Ontology annotation, cellular component: chloroplast.